Molecule: messenger RNA, 1686 nt
Organism: Cricetulus griseus (Chinese hamster)
Lineage: Eukaryota; Metazoa; Chordata; Mammalia; Rodentia; Cricetidae
Source: RefSeq, a predicted model, not a curated record
UAACCCUUGGGCAAAACUGUUACUUAAUCUCUCUCUGAGCUGCCUCCAGUCUUCUUCACCCUUUACCUUUUUUUCUCCAGCAGACAUCCGCCUGUCUUGGCAGUCAUGAGGCCUUCCUGGUAUCCCCUGCACACACCCUCCCUGGCUUUUCCACUCCUCUUCCUCCUCCUCUCCCUCCUGGGAGGAGGGGCAGAGGCUGAGGGCCGGAAAGACCCACAGCUGCUGGUGAAGGUCCGAGGGGGCCAGCUGAGGGGCAUCCGCCUGAAGGCCCCUGGGGGCCCAGUCUCAGCUUUUCUGGGCAUCCCCUUUGCAGAGCCACCUGUGGGCUCACGUAGGUUUAUGCCACCAGAGCCCAAGCGGCCCUGGUCAGGAGUGUUGGAUGCUACCACCUUCCAAAAUGUCUGCUACCAAUACGUGGACACCCUGUACCCUGGGUUUGAGGGUACUGAGAUGUGGAACCCCAACCGAGAGCUGAGUGAAGACUGCCUGUAUCUUAAUGUGUGGACACCAUAUCCCAGGCCUACUUCUCCCGUGCCUGUCCUCAUCUGGAUCUAUGGGGGUGGCUUCUACAGUGGAGCAUCCUCCUUGGACGUAUAUGAUGGUCGUUUCUUGGCCCAGGUUGAGGAGACCGUAUUGGUAUCUAUGAACUACCGAGUAGGAACCUUUGGCUUCUUGGCCCUGCCAGGCAGCAGAGAGGCCCCUGGCAAUGUAGGCUUGCUGGAUCAACGGCUUGCCUUGCAAUGGGUGCAAGAAAAUAUUGCAGCCUUUGGGGGAAACCCGAUGUCAGUGACGCUGUUUGGGGAGAGUGCAGGUGCAGCCUCGGUGGGCAUGCAUAUUCUGUCCCUGCCCAGUCGGAGCCUCUUCCACAGGGCUGUCCUGCAGAGUGGUACACCCAAUGGGCCCUGGGCCACAGUGGGUGCAGGAGAGGCCAGGCGCAGGGCCACCUUGCUGGCCCGCCUAGUGGGCUGUCCCCCAGGUGGUGCUGGUAGCAAUGAUACAGAGCUGAUAGCCUGCCUGCGGACACGACCAGCUCAGGACCUGGUGGACCACGAGUGGCAUGUGCUCCCUCAGGAAAGUAUCUUCAGGUUUUCCUUCGUGCCUGUGGUGGACGGGGACUUCCUCAGUGACACGCCAGAGGCCCUCAUCAAUGCUGGAGAUUUUCAAGACCUGCAGGUGCUGGUGGGUGUGGUGAAGGACGAGGGCUCCUACUUUCUGGUUUACGGGGUCCCAGGCUUCAGCAAAGACAAUGAAUCUCUCAUCAGCCGGGCCCAGUUCCUGUCUGGGGUGCGGAUGGGUGUACCCCAAGCAAGUGACCUGGCGGCCGAGGCUGUGGUCCUACAUUAUACAGACUGGCUGCACCCUGAGGACCCUGCCCACCUGAGGGAUGCCAUGAGUGCAGUGGUAGGCGACCACAACGUUGUGUGUCCCGUGGCCCAGCUGGCUGGGCGACUGGCUGCCCAAGGGGCCCGGGUCUAUGCCUACGUCUUUGAACAUCGUGCCUCCACAUUGACUUGGCCCCUCUGGAUGGGGGUGCCCCAUGGCUAUGAAAUCGAAUUCAUCUUUGGGCUCCCCCUGGACCCCUCACUGAACUACACCACGGAGGAGAGAAUCUUUGCUCAGCGACUUAUGAAAUACUGGACCAAUUUUGCCCGCACAGGCAAGCAGGAGCGCUGCUCAGACCUGUGA